This is a messenger RNA of Aptenodytes forsteri (emperor penguin), 1288 nucleotides long. RefSeq names its product selenocysteine lyase (gene SCLY). The transcript has 12 exons. The annotation marks the transcript as partial. Lineage: Eukaryota; Metazoa; Chordata; Aves; Sphenisciformes; Spheniscidae. The record is from RefSeq and is a predicted model, not a curated record.
CGGGACGGCAUGUGCCAGGCCUGGGGCAACCCCAGCAGCUCCCACCCUGCAGGCAGGAAGGCAAAGGAGCUCAUCGGCAGUGCUCGGGAAAGCCUGGCGAGGAUGGUGGGAGGCCGGCCGGAGGACAUUGUCUUCACCUCAGGGGGCACAGAGGCAAACAACAUGGUGAUCCACACUGCCCGCAGGCACUUCCACGAAAGCCAGGCCAGGCUGGGGGACAGCUGGGGGACACCGCACAUUGUGACGUCGAGCGUGGAGCACGACUCCAUCCGCCUGCCACUGGAGCAGCUGGUGAAGGAGAGCCUGGCGGAAACCACCUUCGUGCCUGUGUCCCCACGAAGCGGGCGUGCUGAGGUAGAUGAUGUCUUUGCCGCCAUCCGGCCGACCACCUGCCUGGUUUCCAUCAUGUUGGCCAAUAAUGAGACUGGGGUCAUCAUGCCUGUCGCGGAGCUGAGCCAGCGCGUCCAUGCUCUUAAUCAGCAGAGAGCGGUGGAGGGGCUGCCCAGGAUCCUGGUGCACACGGAUGCGGCGCAGAUGAUUGGCAAGGGGCGUGUGGACGUGCAGGAGCUGGGGGUGGACUACCUCACCAUUGUGGGACACAAGUUCUACGGCCCACGGAUUGGCGCGCUGUAUGUGUGUGGCCCCGGCACCACCACCCCACUGCACCCCAUGCUCUUCGGAGGGGGACAGGAGAGGAGUUUCCGGCCAGGCACUGAGAACACCCCAAUGAUCGCCGGCCUUGGCCAGGCUGCAGAGUUAGUGAGCAAGAACUGGGAGGCCUACGAGGCUCAUAUGCGGGAUGUUCGGGAUUACCUGGAGGCCAGACUGGAGGCCGCCUUUGGGAAGCAGAGGAUCCACCUCAACAGCCACUUUACAGGCUCCAAGCGACUCUGCAACACCUCUAACUUCUCAAUCCUGGGCCCAGGCCUUCAAGGGCGAAGGGUGCUGUCUCACUGCAAGAUGCUUCUUGCCAGCGUUGGGGCUGCCUGCCACUCUGAGAAAGGGGAUCGGCCCUCCUCAAUUCUGCUCAGCUGCGGGAUCCCCUACAACGUGGCGCAGAAUGCCUUGCGGCUGAGCGUAGGGCGAGACACCACCCGGGCAGACGUGGACCUGGUUGUGCAGGACCUUGUGCAGGCUGUGGCGCAGCUGGACCAGGACCAAGCCCUGUAGACCCCGGGAAUCGCUCCCUGGCUAUCACCCAGUGGGCAGAGCUCCUGCUGCCAGCUCCAUGUGCUCCUAAAGGAAACAGAGUUGUCGGGGCAGCCAUAACUGUGCCAGCACCUGAGGA